ACUUGUGCCGAUCCAGAGUUUGGCGGCCCUCGUUCAGGACGUGAGCAAAUAGUAAAACUGCCAUAAAUCAUCGACGCGUUUUGCAAGCACAGUGCUCAGAAGCGUUUGUCACGAAAAUCUGAAUUCAGCAAGUGUUGCAUAAUGGUUCAGUGAUGUUGUUCAAGAAGGCAAGCUACGUUUAAAUAAUUGUCUUGCAAUGUUUCAUAGCGAAGCUGUUCACUAACGCGUGAUUCAAGAUGGGUGUGUAUCUGGGAUUUAUUCUGUGGAAAAAUAAGUCUAUGGUGCUAUGUGUAUUCACAAUGUUGGUGCUUGGAUGCUUAAUUGCGUUGAUACCAAUCACGCCUGUUAAACUGACAAUUUACCGUGUUUGUUGCGCAGUGACUAGUGACGUAAGAUGUUUGCAUGACUGUCCGGAUGAAAAAUUAAGUGGUUUAAAUGAACGGAAAAUCGAAGAAAAAGCGUGCCGAAAAGAGGGUGCCGAAGGUAAACAUAAACUAGCUGUACUCGUUCCUUUUAGGGACCGUUUUGACGAACUUCUGGAAUUUGUUCCCCAUAUGCACAAGUUUUUGAAAAAGCAGAAUGUAAAUCAUCACAUAUUUGUUUUAAAUCAGAUCGACACUUACCGAUUCAACCGUGCAGCGUUAAUCAACGUUGGAUUCCGAGAAGUGUGCCCGCAGUGUGACUACAUUGCAAUGCAUGAUGUUGAUCUUCUCCCCCUUAAUCCACAACUGUCAUACGGCUAUCCAGAGAAAGGCCCAUUUCAUGUUGCUUCGCCACAGCUGCAUCCUCGCUAUAACUACUCAACGUUUGCUGGAGGAAUACUGCUAAUUAAGAGAGAAGAUUUCCAAAAAGUUAAUGGAAUGAGCAAUAAAUAUUGGGGCUGGGGUUUAGAGGAUGAUGAAUUCUAUAUUCGCCUAAAAGAAGCAAAGCUGCAAAUAUCUCGUCCACAAAAUGUGACUACAGGAAGAAACAGUACAUUUAGGCACAUGCAUGAUAGCGUAAGACGGAAACGUGAUAAGACCAGAUGCUUCAAUCAAAUACAGUUGACAGAGGAUCGUGAUUUGGAGACCGGUGUGAACACAGUGUCUUAUAAACUUGCAGAAAUUAGACAGAUGAGCAUUGAUGGUGAUCGAGCUACAGUUCUAAACGUGAAGCUCCACUGUGAUAAGCUGCUGACUCCAUGGUGUGAAUGUAACUCUAGCAAUCAGUCAGAAAACUAAAUCUGGGCAGCUAGCAAGAUGAAGAAAUUUAGACUGUAAGAUAGUAAAGUACCAAUAUGUUCACAUUAUUUUCAGUAUUUAUAACAUUUUGUUGAUAUCGAGUGGACACCAGUUAUUGGUGUUAAAAUUGAAAACGGCUUAAUGUGAAGGACUUUUAUAUUGUAUGUUUUGUAGUGUUUAAGGCUUAGAACUUCGCAACUUUGUAUUAUGUACCACAUGUUUACUCACUAUUAAUUUUUCAAAUGCAGCUUUAUACCCCUAAUGUUGUCUUUGCACACAAAAAUAAUUUGCAUGAGAGGUGUUAAACAUUAUGUACACUGUAUUUGUUGAUACUUUGCAUCUGUAUCCUGCAUCUUUGAAGCGAUUUAUAGGCAGAGAAAUUUGUGGUGUGGUGAGGAUUUUACCUUUUUAUGACUGCCUUUUCCAUUUUGACUGUAUCCAUUUAAAACCUUUAGCGUGCUCACAUGGCGGUAUGUUUUUCAGACAUACGUGCAGUAGUCACCUUUUUUCGUCUGACACUAUUUUCACACCAGGCUGACGAAACAUGACAUUAAAUAAUUAUUAUGAAAAGGAAAUAAAAAUUGAGGGUUAAUUUAAUUAAAUUGGGUCUUUAGCUGCAGAAUAUUUUGGAGAGUAGACUGGAAAACAUAACUGGGCGGAUUAAAGUACCGUACGUUGCAACGGACAUGGAUGUUCUCCAAUAGCAGUGAGCAAUUUAAUUAUAUGUAACUGCUAUGUUGUAAAGUGUUCUCGUGUUGACGAACUAGUUCAGUUUGCCAUGUGAGUGAGAUGUUUUCAGACCUUGUAGCCUACUGGUCCUUUAUACGACAUUCAAGCUGUAAUAUUUCUGGCUUAGUCAGCCAUCAUAUUAGGCUCCAAGAAGCUGUUCCCAGAGCAGUGGAGAUGGCAAGAAGUAUAUAGAUGACGAAAUGUGGUAUGAGGUACCUGUGACAGAUGUUAGAUUCGGUACCAUUCCUGUGAGAAAAACCGCCUGCAUAAUGCUACUGCUCUGUGAUUAGCUACUGCAUUCGGAGCAAGAGCGCCAAAACGUUAAAGUAUAGUUAUUAUUAUUAGUUAAACUACUCAUUGGAAUGACUUUACUUUUUAAUAUAAAUAUCUCUCAACAGCUGACUAUCAAUCAGUCAUUUUAGAAUUAUUAAAAACAGAUUAAAUCAAAAACAAAAGACUGACGAAAUUGCAGACGAAGCACUUCGGAAGCGUUCGGGUCACGCCUUUUCUGGUAUGGCGCGCGAAGUGUUUCGGGCUGCUUGUCACUCUGGAUUAGGCAGUCGAGAAGAACAGGCAUGUUGUCUGUCGUAGGAUGUGUUUCCAAUUUUUAUUUAAGCUCCUGUUCGUUACUCUGGAUUAGGCAGUCGAGAAGUACAGUCAUGUUGUCUGUGGCACGAUGUGUUUUCCAGUAUUCAGUAUUAAAAGAUUCACUCUGGUAGCCAAGAGGCACAGACAAGUGCCACAAAUAAUGUAAAGACACAUUUUCGUAAACAUUGUGUUUGAUCAUGUACUUUGUUGUAUCAGCUGGUGUUGUAUUAAGAUCGUGUAGUCUUCUCAUGUGGCUAUAUUAAAAUGCGCGAGUGGCAUCCCAAA
Schistocerca gregaria is the source of this 2822-nucleotide messenger RNA. Its product is annotated as beta-1,4-galactosyltransferase 7-like. The transcript has 4 exons. NCBI's taxonomy places the organism in Eukaryota, Metazoa, Arthropoda, Insecta, Orthoptera, Acrididae. The record is from RefSeq and is a predicted model, not a curated record. Gene Ontology annotation, biological process: proteoglycan biosynthetic process; carbohydrate metabolic process. The coding region runs from base 237 to 1220 and encodes 327 amino acids. Gene Ontology annotation, molecular function: xylosylprotein 4-beta-galactosyltransferase activity.